Messenger RNA from Drepanopeziza brunnea f. sp. 'multigermtubi' MB_m1, 987 nucleotides. RefSeq lists its product as uncharacterized. The record is from RefSeq and is a predicted model, not a curated record. NCBI's taxonomy places the organism in Eukaryota, Fungi, Ascomycota, Leotiomycetes, Helotiales, Drepanopezizaceae.
AUGUCAAAAUCCUCAAUUGUACUUCCCCGCCCCUGGGCAACAGCAGCCGGGAAGGGCACAAAAUCGAUCCCAGCACCCUCAGAAGCGGCCUUUACAGCCAUCUUCGGCACUAUACUCCCACCGGCAUCAUACCUCCAGACUCCUCACGGCAAAGCCGCUUACUACACUAUCCCACCAUCAACAGCAUCGCCCAUCAACCAUACAAACCCCAUAUCCCGCAUCCUCCUCAUUCACGGCGUCCAGACAUGUGCAAUCGGCCUGCAGCCUUUAGCCAUCGCUCUCUCCUCGCGCUUCCCAGGUGCACAGAUCGUGCUGUUUGAUCUCUGGGGCCACGGCCUCACAGACACCCCGAUCGCACCUCACGAGCCGGCACUCUUUCACGCAUUGAUAAAAGCGUUGAUGGCGAAGCUGGAGUGGGAGAGGGCGCACUUCCUCGGCUAUUCGUUUGGUGGCUCCACGACAGCAUCAUUUGCGGCUCUGUGUCCCGAAAUGGUCGCAUCGAUGGUUUUGCUUGCUCCGGCUGGACUCUGGCGAUUGGAAUUGGAUGAGGUGCAGGCGAGGUACAUGACUGGUGGUGAUGAGGAGUUGGAAGAGGCGGCUCGAACGUGGAUUGUGCAAACGUUGGAGGGAGGCGAGCUAGUCGUUCCCGCAGACUGGAAAGAGAGAGUCGCAAGAGGCGAGGUGGUUGCUGAGGCUGUGAGGGACUGGGAAAUGAGGGUACACGAGGGGCAUGCGGCGAGCGUGGUGGGUAUUUUCAGAGAUGGCGGUGUGAGGGGCAAGGAGGCUGAAUUCGCAGAAGCGGCGAAGAGGGGGACUAGGAGUUUGUGUAUUCUGGGAGAGCUGGAUGAUUUGUGUACAGAGCAGGACUUGAACGAUGUUGGUUUCCUGAAUGUGAAGGUUGUUCCACAAGUGGGACAUGGAAUCCCAAGGCAAAAAGUGCAGGAGGUUGCGAAACUCGUGGAGGCUUUCUGGAAUGAGAUCUCGUAA